AUGUGCACCAGAAGAGUCAGCCGCUACACUGCUUGCGCCCACCACCACAACAAAGCCUUGGAGGAGAAGCUAUGCGUCAAGAAGGGUCUUGUUGCUCCUUGUCCCUCUUGGGAGUGGUUGGUCAUCAACGACCUUCCUACUGCUGAGCCUUGUCCUUGUGACCACUGCUUGGCUGCCGAGGAGCGUCGUCUGGAGUUGGAAAGCCCUGACAUCAAGGCCAAAGCCAAGGAUAUCUCUCAGUGA
This is a messenger RNA of Aureobasidium uvarum, 243 nucleotides long. The record is from the annotation of a GenBank genome assembly. NCBI's taxonomy places the organism in Eukaryota, Fungi, Ascomycota, Dothideomycetes, Dothideales, Saccotheciaceae.